Molecule: messenger RNA, 1623 nt
Organism: Pediculus humanus corporis (human body louse)
Lineage: Eukaryota; Metazoa; Arthropoda; Insecta; Psocodea; Pediculidae
Product: protein msta, isoform A, putative
Exons: 3
Coding region: 1-1623 (540 amino acids)
Molecular function (GO): protein binding
Source: RefSeq, a predicted model, not a curated record
AUGCCAGGAUCGUGUGCAGUUUGUGGACAACCAUCAUCAUCCAUUUGUGGGGGAUGUAAACGUUUGUUUUACUGCAGCAAAGAACAUCAGAAGUUACACUGGAUGAAAGAGCAUAAGGGAUGCUGUAGGGCGGUUUACAAAUUGGAACAAAACGAUCGUUUGGGAAGAUAUUUGAUAGCAUCCGAAAACAUAUCAAAAGGUGAUGUUAUAUUUUACGAAUCUCCAUUGAUCGUCGGACCUAAAACCGUAACGGUACCUGUUUGUUUGGGUUGUCACAACGUUUGCAACAUGGACAACUAUCACGAAUGCGACGGUUGCGGUUUUCCAUUGUGUUCUCCACAAUGUCAAGUAUCGGAUAAUCACGUCGACGAAUGUUAUCAAAUGAUGAAAUCGAAUUAUCGCAUCAAAAUGGAUUCGAAAAAGAAGAAGAAUAAUGAUGAUAAUAAUGGCGGCGGUAAGGAAAUUUUUUAUUUUCCAAUCGUUCCACUCCGUUGCAUUUUACUAAAAGGAAAAAAAAAUUCGGAGAAAUAUAAGAAAAUAAUGAAUUUGGAAUCUCAUUACGAUGAUAGAAUAAACAAACCUUUGUUUGAUUUAUAUAAAAAAAACGUGGCGGAUUUCAUUAGGGAAAGAUUAAAAAUGGACGACGUGGAUGAAAAAGAAAUACUCACUAUAACGGGUAUAUUGGAUACGAACGCGUUCGAAAUCGUGAAAAAUAACGUCAAGUUAAGAGGAUUGUAUAACGUGUCGUCCAUGUUGUCGCACGAUUGCAAACCGAACACGAAACAUAGUUUUUUACAACCCGAUAUGACGAUCGUCGUCACAGCGACGAGAGAUAUUAAAUCUGGAGAAUUAAUAACGGCAACAUACACUCAAACAUUUUGGAACACGCUUUCCCGACGGGAACACCUUAAAACGAUCAAAUGUUUCGAUUGCGUUUGCGAAAGAUGUUCGGAUCCUAGCGAAUUGGGCACGUACGCAGGCGCCAUUCGUUGUUCUAAAUGCACUAUGACGUCAGAUAAAAAUUCCGUUGAAAAUUGUUACGUCAUACCGGUCGAUCCGUUAAAUUCGAAUUCCGUUUGGAAAUGUAUGAAUUGUCAACGGGAAAUGUCGCAUAAACAAAUAAAAAUGGGUAACGAUAAUCUUAAAAAUGAAUUAACGAAAUCGAAUGUUAAAACCGUUACGGGUUUAGAAGAAUUUUUAAUCAAAUAUGGCGUUUAUGAAAAUGGCGUUUUACAUUCAAAUAAUUAUCACGUGGUACAAGUUAAACAUGCGUUGAUACGUUUGAUUGGUAACACCGACGGUUAUACUUAUUCAGAUAUAUCGGAUGAUUUAUUAGAUAGGAAAAUAAUUUAUUGUCAAGAAUUAUUAGAUUUUGUCGAUGUCGUCGAUCCGGAAUAUUCAAAUAUAAGAGGUGAAAUUUUAAACGAAUUACAAUCGUCAAUUGUCGUACAAACAAAACGACAAUAUAAUAAUGAUAAAAUAACAAAACAAGAAGCUCAGUCGAAUCUUCAAAAUGCUUUAAACAUAUUAAAACAAGUCAUGGAAAUAUUAAAAUUCGAUUUAAAUCCUCAAGAUUUUGAAAAAAAAAUUUUAUCCCUAAGUAAAGAACUCGAUGAAGAAUGA